This is a messenger RNA of Ictalurus furcatus (blue catfish), 1785 nucleotides long. RefSeq names its product VPS26 endosomal protein sorting factor C (gene vps26c). Gene Ontology annotation, cellular component: endosome. The transcript is spliced from 8 exons. The record is from RefSeq and is a predicted model, not a curated record. Lineage: Eukaryota; Metazoa; Chordata; Actinopteri; Siluriformes; Ictaluridae. Gene Ontology annotation, biological process: intracellular protein transport. The coding region runs from base 435 to 1328 and encodes 297 amino acids.
AAAAAAAAAAUCACAAUCAUAAACAAAAUAGCGCAAACCGGACAGGAAAAAAUAUCAGUGAGCUGGUACAGUAGAGGAAGAAAAAAAUAUAUACAAUGAUCCGUUUGGGAUUCGGUUCCCUGUUGGUGUGUGAGUCAAAUGAGCCGCCUCACAAGAAAAGAGACAGAAUUCCCAUCACCACUUUCUACUUCGUCGUGUUUUCUAUUCCUCUUUACCCACCUCUCUUUCUUUUCUUAUAUUUUAUGUUGUCAUGCCUUCUUUAAUUUCUUCUAUUCGUUUAUUUUAUACUAUUUCUUGCCAGUAAAGCGCCGCCGGUGUUGAGCAGCGCGCGCAGAAACAAACCAAGUCAUGUGAUAGAAAGUCAUCACGUGGUUCCGAUCAUCAGGAAGGAACACUACCGAAAACACGUAGUGGUCUCUACGGUGUUUGAGGAAAUGAGCGUUACUUUGGAUUUAAGGCUUAAGCGUGCGAACAAAGUGUAUCUCGAAGGGGAGGUCCUGGCUGGAGUGGUGGUGAUCACCAGUAAGGAAGCUGUGCAACAUCAGGGAAUCACCCUCACCAUGGAGGGUCUUGUUAAUCUACAGCUCAGCUCCAAGAGUGUCGGAGUCUUCGAGGCGUUUUACAACUCGGUCAAGCCCAUUUCGCUAAUCAGCAGUAACAUCGAAGUGGCCAAACCGGGCAAGGUGCCAGGAGGCAAAACCGAAAUCCCUUUUGAGUUUCCACUGCAAGUGAAAGGAAAUAAAGUGCUGUAUGAGACUUACCAUGGUGUUUUCGUCAACAUACAGUAUACUCUCCGCUGUGAUAUGAAGCGCCCUCUGCUGGCAAAAGACCUGAGCAAGACCUGCGAAUUCAUGGUCCAUUGUCAGCCACAGAAAUCCAAAGUGCAGCUGACUCCUGUUGAUUUCACCAUCACGCCAGAGACAUUGCAGAACGUGAGAGAGAAAGGUUCUCUCCCAAAGUUCUUUAUCAGAGGCCACCUCGACGCCACUAACUGUGUGAUCACGCAGCCGCUCACAGGGGAGCUGGUGGUGGAGAGUUCAGAAGUCGCCAUCAAAAGCAUCGAGCUGCAGCUAGUGCGGGUUGAGACAUGUGGCUGUGCUGAAGGCUAUGCUAGAGAUGCAACAGAGAUACAGAACAUCCAGAUAGCAGAGGGAGAUGUGUGUCAUGGCCUCCCCAUCCCUAUAUACAUGGUCUUCCCCAGGCUGUUCACAUGCCCUACACUCGAAACCACAAACUUUAAAGUUGAGUUUGAGGUGAACGUGGUGAUUGUUUUUCACGAUGAUCAUUUAAUAACAGAGAACUUCCCGUUGAAGCUUUGCCGAGUAUGAGAUCAGAGCCUGCAGACUCAUUGAUGUUUCCUGGAAGACUCUGGGAGUGGCAUCGUAACUGUUUUAAGUGCCAGUCAGGAACCAGCAGGACGGCUUCGGUUACAGCUACAGACUGACCUGCAUUUUGUUUUUUUGGCAUUUACUGAUUCCGAUUUUUGAGUUCUUGGAACCGUUGUCAAAAAGCUACCAUGCUUGUUCCCUCUUUUUAUUUUUGGGGUUUUCAUGACUGGGUAUUUUAGUACAUCCAGUACUCAUGUCAUAACAGAACUGCUUCACAAUUUCCUUCUUAUUAUAGCAUUUAAUAGAAGUAAGUGGUGUGCAUUAAUUUGUGCACGUUUAUGACAAGGGAGGGGGGACACACCAGCGGGACCUUUAUGUGGUACUUUGUGUCCCUUGUAUAAACCAUGUAGUACAAGAAUAGAUUAGUAGUAAUGUUAUUUGAAUAAAAAUAAAUCUG